AUGCCUUCGACUGUCUCUUCGCCCGCUAUCAAUAUCACGGCUGCCCCGGCCACUCCCAUCCCCGUCCUUGCCUCCUCCCCUUCCUUCAACCCCUCGGCUCUCAGACGUUCCUCCCUCGCGCUCUCUGUCGGUUCCUUCCAUGCUGCCCAACUCAGACGCCCUUCCUUCUUCUCCCCUCUUCCUUAUUCCCACUCUCCUCAAUACUCCGACAUGUCCCAUAGCACGUUAAAUGAUGCGUAUGGCUCGUCCCCACGGAUCGGCGGCGAUGUCUAUGAGCGCGACCUGGAGGCCAACUACUGCAAAAACUUUUCUUGCUGUGGCCUCACCCUCAACGACCUCCAUGCCCUCCUCCAGCACUACGAGGAGGCCCAUGUCCGGUUCGAGGAGGACGAUUUUGAGGAUGAAUUUGAGGACCUGCUCGGGUUCACGGAUGACGAUGGCUGGUCCACCCACUCCGAAUCGACCCCCAGCAGUCCCCAGAUGAUGGACCGUUCAUAUCACAGCAAUACGACUACUACUUUGGCAGCAGCAGCAAAGGCAGCCGCAGCGGCCACGGUCGCAGCUCUCACGGCAGCGACUCUGACGCAGAAGCCAGCAGCCAACAAGAAGGCGAACGGAGUCUCAUUGUCUGACAUCUAUUCGGAGGAUUCCACUUUUAUGAUCCCCGACGAGGCCGUUUCUGCAUUUCCCAAUUCUGUCUUCAGAUCUACCUGUAUCAUUUCCACCCCACCUUCUGCUGCCACGCAAGCUGCUCCAGGUACAAUUGCUACCCCUGCCUCCAAGAAGCGGGACCUCGCUGCCUUUUCCUCCUCCCUCGAUACCCAGAGCCCCGUCUCUAAGAAGGCCGCCACCUCCAUCUCCCUCUCCAGAACUUCAUCCCUCUCGACUACCGACAUCAAGGCUGAUGGUGCCACUGCCUCAUCAACUUCCCAGGAGGAGCUGAUGUCGACGGUGACGAGCUACUUGGAGCAUGCGAUCCAGAACGGACUCUUGCCCAACUGCGGAGAGGUUGGCUCGCCCUCAUACCUCCUUGCUGCCGAGGAGCUCCUUCAGAAGCGCGAGGAGAUUGUCAGCAUGAUGGAGAGCAUUGGUCGGUCGGGAUCCUCCGGUGCCGAUAAGCCUUACCGCUGCUCGGUCGAUGGCUGCGACAAGGCCUACAAGAACCCCAACGGUCUCAAGUACCAUCAUCAGCACGGCCACUGCUCCGUUCCCGGAUCGGGCGAGGACGACAAGUCGAACGUCAAGCCCUACCGCUGCACCUUCCUCGACUGUGGCAAGUGCUACAAGAACCUCAACGGUUUGAAGUACCACAUUGAGCAUUCCCACCCCAACCUCGCUACUGCCCUGCAGGCCCACAUCACCGGUGCUCCUGCCUUGGACGGUGUCCAGGCCAGCCAGUCGGCCAUUGCUGCCGCUGCUGCGAUUGCUGCCGUCAAGGGUGACACUGUGAUGAUGAGCGCCAUCCAUGCGAUUAUCUCGUCCAAUGCCAACGGCCAGCGUUCCUCUGCUGCUGCUUUGAUCGAGAACACCCCCGAGUCCAGCCCUAACUCGAGCCCCGUUCUUGCCCCCGUCGUCGAUGCCUCUGCUGUCGCUGCUGUUGUUCCCUCCAAGAACCCUUACUCGGCCUACGUCACGCCCUUGACCUCGCCUAUUCUCAGCCGCGCGACCUUAUCGAUCCAGACGACGCUGACUGCCAUCCAGCAGCAGCAAUUGACUGGCUUGGCCACCCCUGCCUCGCUCUCUCCCACGUCCCCUCGUUCUCCUGUCUCUUCCCCUCGUACCACUUCCUCUCAGGUGUCGACCUUGACGGCCGCCCUUGCCGCUGUUGCCGCCGAGCAGCAGCGACUCCUCCUCCAGCAGCAGUAA
Messenger RNA from Linnemannia hyalina, 1866 nucleotides. Lineage: Eukaryota; Fungi; Mortierellomycota; Mortierellomycetes; Mortierellales; Mortierellaceae. The record is from the annotation of a GenBank genome assembly.